Messenger RNA from Phoenix dactylifera (date palm), 2364 nucleotides. RefSeq lists its product as uncharacterized. The record is from RefSeq and is a predicted model, not a curated record. NCBI's taxonomy places the organism in Eukaryota, Viridiplantae, Streptophyta, Magnoliopsida, Arecales, Arecaceae. Gene Ontology annotation, molecular function: protein binding. Gene Ontology annotation, cellular component: cytoplasm.
CUCGUCGCGUCCGUUUCCUGACACCAUCGUCCCAUCUCCUCCCCCUUUAAUUAGACUCGGCAAAACAAAAGGAAAGAAAUGAAGAGGACAAAAAAGAAACCCCCACCCCCGCCUCCGGAUCCCAACCCCAAUAAAGCUACCGCUAGAGACCGGUGAGGGACAAAGAAGGAAAGAACGAAGCUAAAGAACGAAGGAAAAAUAAAUAAAUAAAAAGAAACCCAACCAUUUCAUCUUCUCCUUGGCCUCUUCUUCCCCUCCUCUGCUCUUCUUGGUUUCAGUUAUAUAGAGAGGGAGAGAGAAAUUGGGAGUGGAGAAUGGAGGAGGAGAGGGUGAGAAUAGAAGACUACGCCCAUAGCCCCGCUCACUAUGCGGUGGCGCUCGGCGACAUGACACGCCUGACCCGCCUCCUCUCCGCCCUCCCCCGACUCGCCCACCCGUCGCAGGUACUGACCGAGUCGGAGUCGGUGAUUCAGGAACGCAUCGCCGACAAGAUCGCCGCUGUCGUCGACCGCCGCGACGUACCCCGCCGGGACACCCCCCUGCACCUCGCCGUCCGCCUCGACCGCCCCGCCGCCGUCUCCGCGCUCGCCGGCGCGGGCGCCGACCCCUCCCUCCAGAACGCCUCCGGGUGGACCCCCCUCCAGGAGGCCCUCUGCCUCCGCCGUCGCCGCCUCGCCCUCCUCCUCCUCCGCCACCACCGCCUCUCCGCCUGGUCCAAGUUCCGUCGCCGCCUCCCCCCACUCCUCGCGGCCCUCCGCCGCAUCCCGGACUUCUACCUCGAGCUCGCCUUCCACUUCGAGAGCUCCCUCCUCCCCUUCCUCUCCCGCGCCGCCCCCUCCGACACCUACCGCAUCUGGAAGCGCGGCGUCGACCUCCGUGCCGACACCUCCCUCGCCGGCUUCGACGGCCUCCGCGUCCGACGUGCCGACCAGUCCUUCCUCUUCCUCGGCUCCGGCGGCGGCGGAGGCGCCGCCUCUUCCCGCCUCCCGCCGGGGUCCCUCCUUGUCCUCGACCGCGCCCGGAAGGAGAUCCACGACGCGUUCGAGGGCGCCGACUCGCCGACGUCGGGGCCGGACGAGUCGGACAUCGUCGCUGACGCGAGCGCCUACCGGCCAGGGCUUGACAUCACGGCGGCAGAGCUGGUGGGGCGGACUAACUGGCGGCGGAGAGAGAAGAUAGAGAUGGUGGGGGAGUGGAAGGCCCGAGUAUACGAGAUCCACAACGUAGUGUUCAGCUUCAAGACGAUGAGGGCCGUCGAGGAGGCCGAGGAAGAGUUCCUCCCCCUCGAGCUUCGCGAGGAUGACGAGGAGGGGUUUCUCGUCGCCGAGAUUCCUGAUCUACCCCCGCGCCAUAGUUGCUAUGAGCGGGGGCGUUUCGGGAAUAGGGCCCCGGAAGGAAUGGAGUUGGGCAGAAGGAGAAGUGUGGAUGUGCCGCAUGGGGGUGGGGUGGCGAUGGCAGCGAGGGUGGGGAAGAGCAAAGAGAAGGAGAUGGUGAAGAGCUUGAGGCCGACGGUUUGGCUCACGGAGGAUUUCCCGUUGACGAUCGAGGAGCUGCUGCCGCUGCUUGACAUACUUGCCAACAAGGUGAAGGCCGUGAGGAGGCUCCGGGACCUGCUCACAACCAAGUUCCCGCCGGGAACUUUUCCGGUCAAGGUCGCCAUCCCUAUUGUUCCUACUGUACGAGUCGUGGUUACUUUUACCAAGUUCAUUGAUCUUCAGCCACUCGAGCAGUUCUUCACCCCACUCUCAAGCCCAAGGCUCUUCCCUGUCCCUGAAGAAGAAGAGCAUCACAAAGCAGAGAAACACAAGAGUUCUUGGCUGAAGUGGAGCAACACUACAGCCAAAACCUCUGUCACCCGACCAAAAUCUGUUAGUGCAUCUCAAGUGGUGGACCAUGUUGACCCUUUUACCAUCCCAAGUGAUUACACUUGGGUUGACAUAAAUUCCAAGAAUCGGCGGCUGAAGAAAACCAAGUCUAGAAAGGGGAACCAGAAAGAGACGAGGCAAGUGGCUUAAUAUGCUAUGCCGCAGAACCGAGAGCUGGCAGUGCAAUGCAUGAGAGAUGUAAUUAGCUCACCUUUGUCAAAUCUCUCUUACUAAUGCUAACUGAAAAAUGCUUUGAAAGUCAUAACAGUUGGACAUUGGAUAAUGGAUUAGUAUGUUUAUAGUAUCUAAUGCAUAGAUUUUAUACCUAGCACGGCUUGGGAAAUCUUAUAAAUUGUCUCAAGGUUGCGUUUGUCUGAGGCUUGAUAUGUAAAACGAAAACCUGAUUGGGAUAACAGUUUUACUAUAAUGUAAAAUCUGGAGGGUAUCAUCCAGCUGUUGUUGAGGUAAUGAAGUACACUCAGUUUGAUGUGCCUUGGAA